GCCCCUUGUUGCGGCAUCGUCGGAAAUGUGCGGAUAUAUAAGGGUGUAAAAGGUCCGAUUGAGGUAUCAGUUAUUCAGCUGUUUUCAUCCUAACAACAACCCUCAACAUGAAGUUCCUUAUCCUGGCCGUUUGCGUUGCUGUUGCCUCAGCCAACACUGCUUACCCGUCUCCGGCUUAUCCAGCUCCAGCCUACCCGUCUCCGGCUUAUCCAGCUCCAGCCUACCCGUCUCCAGCUUACAAACCGGAAUCUUACCCUCCCCAGCCGUACAGCUUCGCCUGGGAAGUCAAUGAUGCUCCAUCUUACAACAACUACGCCCACUCUGAGAGCAGCGACGGCAAAGUAACCACUGGAUCUUACCGUGUUGCCCUCCCCGAUGGUCGCACCCAGAUCGUUACCUACAAGGCUGACGCUUACGGAUACACCGCUGAUGUAAAAUACGAGGGAGAGGCCAAGUACCCGGAAUACAAACCAGCUGCCUCUUAUCCUGCCCCAGCAUACAAAGCUCCAUCUUAUCCAGCUCCAGGUUACCCUGCUCCAGCAUACAAACCCGAAUCUUACGCUCCCCAACCGUACAGCUUCGCCUGGGAAGUCAAUGAUGCCCCAUCUUACAACAACUACGCCCACUCUGAGAGCAGCGACGGUAAGGUGACGACCGGCUCUUACCGCGUCCUUCUCCCCGACGGCCGCACCCAGGUCGUCACCUACAAGGCUGACAGCUACGGAUACACCGCUGAUGUUAAAUACGAGGGAGAAGCCAAGUACCCCGAAUACAAACCAGCUGCCUCUUAUCCUGCCCCAGCAUACAAAGCUCCAGCCUACCCUGCUCCAGCUUACCCUGCUCCAGCUUACCCUGCUCCUGUCUACAAGGCUCCAGCUAAAUACUAAAAGGCUUAAAUAGUUUUAUUAUCGAAAUGAUAUAUUAAAUUUCCUAUUCGCAUGCAAUUGUAAAUGAUGAAUGUAUUGUUCGUACGAAACAAAUAAAAUCCGUAUCAGACUUA
Daphnia carinata is the source of this 1000-nucleotide messenger RNA. Its product is annotated as adhesive plaque matrix protein-like. The transcript has 5 exons. The coding region runs from base 108 to 887 and encodes 259 amino acids. Gene Ontology annotation, cellular component: extracellular matrix. The record is from RefSeq and is a predicted model, not a curated record. Lineage: Eukaryota; Metazoa; Arthropoda; Branchiopoda; Diplostraca; Daphniidae.